This is a messenger RNA of Lagopus muta (rock ptarmigan), 11563 nucleotides long. RefSeq names its product ADP-ribosylhydrolase like 1 (gene ADPRHL1). Gene Ontology annotation, biological process: protein de-ADP-ribosylation. Bases 167 to 6064 code for a protein of 1965 amino acids. The transcript has 8 exons. Lineage: Eukaryota; Metazoa; Chordata; Aves; Galliformes; Phasianidae. Gene Ontology annotation, molecular function: magnesium ion binding; ADP-ribosylarginine-[protein] hydrolase activity. The record is from RefSeq and is a predicted model, not a curated record.
CACUUCGCUUUGUGGACGCGCUCCUGCAGUUCCAUUGAACAAAGCCUCUGCAAAGUCCCCAGCUUAUGAAAUAUUUCCUCUCCAUUGGGUCCCAGUCAGGGGAUGGCAUCUGCAGAGCCAGAAAAGGAAGCUCUUGCCUUAUAGAGAGCACUCGUGGGGUGACACAAUGGCUGAUAUAAAGUGUCAGAGGAGCUGGGCUGAAGGCAAAGGAACAAAGAAAGAUCCAGAUCCAGUGGCUGGGAGAGGCAGAAGUGUCUCGAGGAUGGAUAAAUUUAAGGCUGCGCUUGUACUGGCCGGGGUAGGGGAUGCUCUUGGUUACAGAAAUUUCUCCCGACAGGACAAUGCUUUAGGUGCAAAAAUCCAACAGGAGCUGAAAGAAAUCGGAGGGCUGGAGAACCUGGUGCUCUCCCCAGACAAAUGGCCAGUAAGUGACAACACGCUCAUGCACAUGGCUACAGCAGAGGCUGUCAUCACAGAUUACUGGUGUUUGGAGGACCUGUACCGGGAGCUAGUGAAGCGCUACGUGGAUGCUGUGGACAAGCUCUCAGGGAGGCGGCCAGACCCUGCAACCAUCGAGGGCUGCCGGGAGCUGAAGCCAGAUAAUUACCUUCUGGCAUGGCACACUCCAUUCAAUGAAAAGGGUUCUGGCUUUGGAGCAUCUACAAAAGCAAUGUGCUUAGGGAUGCGUUACUGGAAGCCAGAAAGGCUGGAGUCACUUAUUGAAGUGAGCAUUGAGUGUGGACGAAUGACUCACAACCACCCUACAGGCUUUCUAGGCUCCCUGUGCACAGCUCUCUUUGUGGCGUAUGCAAUACAAGGGAAGCCCCUGGUGCAGUGGGGAAGAGAAAUGAUGAAAGUUGUGCCGAUGGCAGAGGAAUACUGCAAGAAGACCAUUCGUCACAUGGCAGAAUACCAGGAGCACUGGUUUUACUUUGAAGCCAAGUGGCAGUUUUACUUGGAAGAGAGAGAAAUCAAUGAGGAGAACCAGAACAAAGCCGUCUUUCCAGACAACUACGAUGCGGAGGAGAGAGAAAAGACAUACCGCAGAUGGAGUUCUGAAGGUCGGGGCGGGAGACGGGGCCACGAUGCCCCAAUGAUCGCCUACGAUGCCCUGCUGGGGUGCGGCGGGGACUGGACAGAGCUCUGCAACCGCUCCAUGUUCCACGGAGGAGAAAGUGCAGCGACGGGAUCUAUUGCUGGCUGCCUCUAUGGGCUGGUGUACGGCCUGAGCAAGGUUCCUAAGGGCAUGUACCAGGAUCUUGAGCAAAGAGAGAGGCUAGAGUACUUGGGCGAGAACCUUUACCGACUGUCCAUGGAGGAAAACACCAAAAGCAGUAACUCUUGUGGAGAUAAGAUGCUGAUAGACCCUUUGGUGCUGAAGAAGAAGCUCAAUAGGAUGGUGACAGAGCAAGGGGCCUUUGCUGUCCUCAGCAGCCUGCUGCUGUACGUCACCGAGCUUGCCGCCUGCGACCCGCAGCUCAGAAGCAAGAGGACAAAAUGGGAGGAAGGUAAAGAAAACCAGGUGAGUUGCAAACAGUCAUCUCCAGACUCAAACAGGGGCCGUUACCCUACCCGAUUCCAGCUACUGCGGUCCAGAUUUCUGAACAACAAUCGCGAGCCUUAUGUCAAAAAAAGAAGAGAAGUUGGUAAAUUGGUCAUUAAAGAGAGGCUAUGGGUGAACAGGGCUAGCAACAAAUUAGAGAGAAGAGGAGAUGGAAAGGCUGCAGAAGAGGAUGAAGACACGGUGCCCACUGAGAGGGUCAGGUGGGGCAGCGUGAGUGGGAAAAACACAGUGAAGAACAUUUUGAAGAAAUUUUUGGCUGCCGAAGAAAAAGAAGACAAGGAAAAGAUUCCCAUCUGGAAAAAGAAAGGGCCAAACAGCAGCUUGCCAAAAAUAGUAAACAGGAGCUCAGUCCUGUCCAAGCUGAAGGAGCAGUUUGAGCAAAGCUCCCUCUGUUCAGCCACAGAGGUGAAAGCAUCACUCUUGCGCAAAGGUGAGAAAAAGACAAAAACCCUCCCAAGCAGAAAAGCUAUCCGUAAGCCAGAGGUCAGAGUACUGCGCAUGGCAGCACUGGCAGCCACAGACAUAAACAGUCCGGAGUCCCAGUACUUAGUGUGCUCCAUGGUGCCAGUGCCCAGACUCAGCAUGGCUACCGAAAUUAACCAUCCAUGGAGUUGGUCAAAAAAUAACGCCACGAUGCAGCCUUGUGAUCACAACACAGGGCUGAAGGAAAAGGGGAAUUCUGAGAGAAAGCCUGAUGAGAACAAAACAUCACUACAUGCAGCAGAGGACACGGAGGACAAAGAAGAACCAGUGGCACCCAAAGAGAUGCCUCAUGCAAAGGACAGUGCUGAGACCAGUACAGAUUCCUCAAGGCAAGGACCUCAUUUCAAUCCUAGUCUAGAAAGCUCUUUUUCCAUCUGCAAAAAUAAAGCCCUUGCAGACUGUGAUGUUCUCUCAUCUGAACAUAAUCUAGAUCGCGAUAGGAAUAAAUUAUUAGCUGGGCCUGAUACAUCUUCACUAAUGAGGACUACCAAGGCUGUGCAACAUGUCAAGGAUGACAGCCCACCUUCUAAUGUACCUUACUCUAGCACAGCUGAAGGAUUCAGUGAACUAAGUCCUCAGGAUACUAAAACAGGCGAGAUUCCCAAAAUAAUUAUGCAUGUAUACAGUUUGGAGGAAGCUGACCAAGAUUUGACAGAGCCAGAAAAGGAUCCUUUCUUUGCAGGCCAAAAAUAUUUCCCAGAGCAGAAAGUACUGGAAAAUACCCUUCCAUUUUACUCUCCAGGAGAUCAAGCACUUUGUGAAGUUGAGCCUCCAAUGCAGGAUCAACACCUAAGCCAUAUAACACAAGCUGCCAACAAAAGGCCACUAGCAGUUCAGAAAGAGGCACCAGGUUUAAGAGGCAAAGGUUCCAAGGAAGAAAAAAAAGGAGAGAAAUAUCAUAGUGAAGACAAAAUGUACUCUACUUCUAGCAAAAAUUAUAGUGAGAUCUCAGCUACAAAAGAACAGGAGAACAAAAUGCCCAACUGCCAAAUGCAAAAUGAACCCCAAACCAAGCAGCCACAGCCACCUCAAAUGCCCAGCCUAGAAAAUCACUUCAGUAAUUCCAGUGCUGAGAUAUCAAAUCCAGAUGCAAAUCAGACCAAACCCACACUUUCCUCAAGUGAUCUCCAGGAGCAGAAAUCUGGUGCUGUAGAAGAACACAUCCCUUCUGACUGGGAUAGGAAAGAAGGCCCUUUGCCAAAUGAGUUUGUGAGGCACAGGUUGUACUUUGUAGAUGAGGAUCUUAGGGAGGACCAGUUACCUUCUUCAAAUGUGAUGAUGAGUCCUUCAAACAAUGGAGUCCUGGACAGGAGUACCUUCACUGACCUGGAGACGUGUUACAAACCAUCUAACAGUUUCAUUGAAUGUGAAGAGACCACUGCAGAUGAGCUGCCAUCGCCUGACUCCGAAGUAUGGCUGACACCUUCAUCAAACCCUGUAACAACACUAACAAGUGGGAUUGUAGGACAAAGAAUCCAUUACACGCUUGGAAAUUCCCCAGCCCUUCCACCUACUGGUCUGGUAACACCGGAAGCUGGUGGUGUAGAUGAUGAGUAUGCCAGUCGUGGCUCUGAGAAGCAUCCACCACCCUCUUCAGGUGAGUCAGCAGUACAUGAAAACAAUGCUGCAGUGGAGAAGAAAACUGCCUGUGAUUUUAAUAACCAGCCACUGUCCCCAAAUCACUCAACAGAAAACGAAUAUGCUGCAGCUGAAGAGACAAUUACUUGUCAGAGCCUUGAGAACAGUCUUUCAUUUUCAACUAAGAAGAUAAGAAAACAUGCAAAUAAAACUGUGUUAGCAAGAAAUCCCCUGUUACCCUUGGAGAAGAAUCAAACGCAGAUUUCAGAUGAUACCCUGAAGCAAGGAAGUGAUGUGUUGGAAGAGAACCUGUUUCCUUCAUCUGAAUUGGUGUCAGGCCAAAAGAAGUGUGCAAAAGGUACUGAGAAUGUCUCCAAACAUGAAAAGCGUAAGCCUUUGUCUUCAGACAAUGACACGAAGCAUGGCAAUGAUAGGAUGGAGACAGAGGAAAGAGAAGAGCCAGAUGUCUUGUAUAAAUCUGAGCAGGAACAAGUAUUAACAAGUGAUUUGAUGGAUCACAAAAAUAACUUUUCAAGUGGGAAGAAUGCUCAUAGUCCUCAAACAUCCCAGUGGCCUCCCUCAGAGCAUGACACCAACAUUCAAGGAGUGAAAAGUUCUGGGCAUGGUUUGAAGUGCCGAACACCUUCUAGAGAUUUCAUUAAACGUGAACAUGAUAUGACAGUAGAUGGAAACAUCUGCAGCAAUAACAAGAAACACCAGCUGUCCUUGUCAAGCGAACCAACGAGACACACAAAUGACACUGCGGGAAAAAGAAACAUAAAGUUGAACUUCAAGGAUUAUUCAGCGCUGCCAAGAAAUACAGCAAGACAUGAUGAUGAGACCAGUGAUGAGGAGAAUACCUUUCGAGAUAUGAAAGAUAAUACAGUGCAGCAUGAAAAGAGUUUUGAAGGAGAGAGAAAUACUUCAUACGAUCCUAAAAAGCAAAUGCCAUCAUCAAGUCCUCUGGUAAAACGAGACAAGAAAUUCUCCCCUCUAGACACACGGCAAAAAAAAGCACCAGGUGACUCUGUAAAGCCUGAGAUUAAGUUGGCUGAAAAAAAGACUAAACACACCUCUGAGAAGCCCCAGUCACCUUCUUCAAACACAGUGGAGAGACCUCAGGAAAGAAAUUCUUCAGCAGAGAAGAAGCAAAAGGCACUGGAAGCAGAUGAUGUCCAGUCACCUGAAACAAAAGCUGUAACAGGAGAUGAUGAACACCAGCACCAGAGGCAGCACCAGUUACCUCUUUCAAGUAAAUCAGCAAAGCCUGGGAAAAACAUUCCAGGAGGAGAAAAACAGCAAAAAAGUUCUGAGGAUUUCACAAUGCCUGAUAGCAAUGCAAAAGAGAAGAAGAAAUUUCUUCGUCCCAGGAAGUACCGAUCAGUAUCAUCAGAGACAGCGGUUUUGCCCCAAGAAAAGCAUUCUCCAGAUCAAAAGCAACAAACAUCAGCUACUGAAGGCUUUAAGAAGCCUGAAACUAAUGUUGUCAAAGAAAAAGAUGAAGAGCCAAAUUCUGAGCUCCUGACACCUCCUUCAAACAAAGAGGUGAAUUUCAAAGAAAAAAACUCUUCAGGAGAUAGGAAGCAGAAGACUCCAGUAGCAGGGGAUGUCAUGCCACCCAAAACAAAGGUUGCAAAAGAGGAUGAUGAACACCAGCGCUCUGGGAACCAGCAGAUACUUCCCUUGAAUAAACCAGCAAAGCCUGGGAAAAAGACUCCGUGGGAAGAGAAACAAGAAACUGUAAUUGAAGGUUUUAGAAAGCCUGACGCAAAGGCUGUAAAAGAUAAAAGCAAAGAUCCAGGUCCUAGGAUGCGCCAGGCCUCAUCCCCAGAUCUGUUGUUGAAGCGCCAAGAGAAGAAUGUCACAGCCAAAAAGAAACCAUCAACACCACCAUCUGAUAAAAAAAUUAUGGAUAGAACUGGUAUUACAGAGGAAAGGAGUGGGCCCCGGGGAGCAGAGGAAUACCAGCGACAGCCUUCAGAUAAGAUAGGGAAGCACAGCACUGAUAGCUCAGGAAGAGGUGACUCUGAGAACUAUCGAACUGUUUUGCCAAGUGAUGGUGUAGAAUCUAAAAGCAAUUCUGUCCCCAAGGAGACCAAUUUGUCUAAAACAGAGAAGUCCUCCAAAUCAUCCCUAUCGCGUGGUGCAUCAAAAUGUGAUGACAGCCCUACUGAAAACAGAAAAAAGCAGCCUGGAUUCAAGAAGUACCGAGUACUGUCAUCAAAGGGUUUGGUGAAGGAUGAGGGAGGCACUGCUGGAAGGGAGGCUAGCUGGCAGGCAGCUGGCACAGCAAGUGGCAGAAAAGCAGAGCUGGAGGACUGCUCCAAAGCAGCACCAUUCUCCAAAUACACAGUGGAAAGCUACAGUGAAGGACCCUUAGAUUCUUCUUUUAAACCACUGAUCAUUAGAGUAACUGACACGUUUAAACAUCACAGCUAAAAAAUACCGUUGCAGCUUAAGUGAGACCUUACAACUAAUUGUGCCACUGAUUUGCUCAAUCUUUCUUUCUUCCUUUACUCUCUGGGGCAUUACGUUAUCACUUUUUAAUCACAAGGACAUUGAUGUGCAUCUGUCUGAGCUGGGCUUUUUUCUUUCCUAACAUUAGCCUGAAGACAUGAAUUAAAUUAAUCACUGCAAGCGAAUUAGCUAAUCACUGAAUUAAUCAUCAGUUUAUAAAUUAAAUAUGAGAGGGGCUUUGAGAUCGGUGUGAAUUCAGUCCUGCUCCAGACUCCCUGUACUAACUAGUGGGUUUUGUUUGUAACAAAGACAACUCUUCAGAGUGAGCUCUAUCUGUAUUUACGUAUUCUAAUGAAAACCUGCUCGUACUUCUUCCAGGAAUGGUGGUAAGCGGUGUCAGCUUUAAUUAUGUCAAAAAGCGCUUGUUCCUGGCUCUGCCUUUUCACCAGUUAAUAGGGGCUGUUGGUCUAUGGCUGCAUUGAGUGGCACUGCUAGCCACUCAAUGGCUAGUAGGGAGGGAAGGAAGGGGGAAAUGUCUGUGAAAAAUCCUGAAAGGACAUUGAUGCUACAAUGGGAUUUACUGUGAAUGCAAACGUUCAACCUCGCGAAUAUUGUGAAAAUAAUGAUUUAGCCUUCUCUGAAGUUAUUUGUACUUUAGUCUUAUGCAGCAUGCAUUGUUGUUGAUAGGGAUAAACCAUUUCAAGUUAUUCUUAAUAACUGCAGACAAACAUGCAACUAGUGUAAGUGUGGAAAGCUCAAUGCUGAAAGGCUCUGAGGGACACUCUAGAGGGCCAUGUCAGCAGAAGGGGCUGAAGGCCCCGACAGGGGAGCUCAACUUCACCUGAAGUUCUGUCCCCGCUUGGGUCCUUGGGUGUGUGGACACUGCCAGCGCUGCAGCUGGCACCAAAAGUCUUAGCAAGUGCUGAUUUUACAGGUUGAUGUGACAUGGAGCAACAGGAAGCAGCCAGUAUAACUGGACAUUGUUGAUGGGCUGUGGCUUUCUGUGUUUAAUGUAUAUCAGUGGAUUCUGUAAAGUGUGCGUGGGACAGACUGUAUUAUGGAGAAAUGAGGAUGGAAUGGUUCACUGCCCCUCUGCAUCUGGUGAAUGGUGUUGUAGCAAAGCAUUGGCACAGGCUGUCCAUGGAGCAGGUGGAGUCACUGUCCUUGGAGGUGGUCAAGAACUGUGUGGAUGUGGCCCUGAGGGAUGAGGCCCUUGACGGAGCACUGGAACAGGCUGCCCAGGGAGGUGGUGGAGUCUCCUUCUCUGGAGAUGUUCAAGACCUGCCUGGAUGCCUACCUGUGCGACCUGCUGUAGGGAACCUGCUUUGGCAGGGGGGUUGGACUCGAUGAUCUCUGGAGGUCCCUUCCAACCCCUACAAUUCUGUGAUUCUGUGAUUCUGUGAUGUGGUUAGUGGGCAUGGUGGGGAUGGGCUGGUUCUGUGAUUCUGUGAUUCUAUGAAAGCUGUGACAGAGAGAUGUUAGAACAAAACUCUCCCAUGCACUCCAGGAGUGCUUUUAGCACUAUUUUAUAUUAGCACUCUUUGCCUAUAGUGGCAACUUGGGGUAUUUAAAGGCAUGGCCUGAAGAGUCAAUUAAUUUUUUCCCCAGUCAUCCGUGCUCAAAAAGCCAAUUCAAACUCCAAUCUUUUAGGUGAAACCAAGCUUCAGGGCUGGUCAAGAAGAGAGUUCUCACGUGCACAGCCCCUCUCCCUUUGCCUGUGCCUCCCCUUGGCUUUUUCAGAUGCUAUUCUGCAGCACAUUGCCCCAGCGGCACAGCUGCUGCUCUGUCCCUGGCUGGCAGGGUGCCUUGACCUGCAGCAGUCAGGCAGUGAGGAUGCAGGUGAGCUGGUAGCACACAAGGAGCAAAUCCAUUUGCUGGCGUAAUGCACUCAAGUCAAAUAGGUGACAGACAACUGGGCUGUCCAGGGGACACUAUCAGGAGGGAUUAGGGACACAUGUCCCUUGGCUACCAGCAUGGCUUAGGAUUUGAUUUCUUGCCCACAACAUGCCACAAAUUAGGCUUCCUGGCACCUGCAGGCUCAUAAAAUGAGAAUCACAUUUGUAUAAGAGACUGGUCCUCAAAAGAGAGGCUAUAGGGAAUUUAUCACUUGUACAAUGCUGCCCUUCUGCAUGGUGGUGUAUGUCAUCCUCGCUGCUUUUAUGGGCUGGCACAUGUAAAGGACUUUGUGCUAAGCCUAAGCUCUGAUUUACGUUUUGUUGUACAUGAUUUCAUUUCCCAUUGGAGAAAAGCCCUUACAACAAGCCCUUGCACCAGCAAGUAUAUUCUGUGAGCUGGCCUUUUGCAACAGCAGAAAGACUUGCUUGUUGGUACAAGAGAAGCCAUUUUUAUUAUUCUCAUUUUAAUCUUUCAAAAGAAAUCUAAGUGCUUUUUUCUUGUUGUUGCCCUUUUUUCCCACCUGAGAGACGGCUGCCUUGUGACAAAUGAAAAGCUUCUGUCCAGCAGGAAGUUAACUGUGUGAGCAGCACGUGCCACCUGCACUUCAGACAUGACGGACUGGCACCAAAUGCAUCCUUAAAAAAUGAGUAUUUGAGUAUUUAAGUAUAUAAAUAUUUAAGAAAGAGAAAGAUAGGAGGACGACGCACAUCAACAUCAGCUAUAGCAGAAACUGCAAACGGGCAGGCUCAAACCCUGCUGCAACCCUUGCCCAAAAGCAAUAUACAACAGAAGGUAAAAGUUUUAUUCCCCACUCCUAACUCCAGUCCCCUGGAGGGCUCCUUCAGCAUGUGGGUGAUGCUCUGUGCCCCUGUUCAUGGAAGAGGUAGUGAGGGAGCCCUCCAGGGUUUCACCAUGUCUAAUCAGGAUCGAAGAGUGCUGCAGCUCCUGCAGGCACAUUUCCUGGCUUUUGCAGUUCUGUGUGACGGGUGUAAUUUGUACAGUUCUUUUUCCACACUAAACAACAGCUUUCUGCUCAACUAAAAAACAGUGAAAGCAAACAUCCCUUGUGGUCAUUGAGGGCAUUGUGUCCUUAGCUCUCACUGAAUGUAGAAAGGUAUUAUUAUUCUUAAUAUUUUUGCCAUUUUUGAUAAUGCUUCCUUGAAGCCCUGGCUUAGCAAUAGAUUGUGUCAACUAAACGGACCUCAGCUGAGGAUACUGGGCUGUCCAGGCUGGAGGAGGCCAAGAGACAACCUGAUUACUUUCCACAGCUCCCUGAGGAGGGGAAGCAGACAGAGGUUCUGGGCUCUGCUCAUGGGAAUUAAUGGCAGGAUGCAAAAGAAUGGCAAAAAGCUGCACCAGGGACAGUCAGACUGGGCAUUGGGCAUUAAUUUACUAUGAAGGUGGUCACACAUUGGGACAGGCUUCCUAGAGAGGUGGCUGAUGCCUUGUGCCUGGCAGCGUUCUAGAGGAAGGGUUCAUGGUCAGUGGAGGGCAGAGAUCAGGGCAGGCAAAGAAACCAUGCAGGCUCCCACCAGCAGCAGAGUUCAGUAAAUCAUUUUAGAUUAUUACGUCCUCUCUAAGUAGACCACAGUGAAAAGCUUCCCCAGCACUUCACUUCAGCAAUAUACCUCCCAGUAGUGAGCAGUAGUAUGGAAAUCACAAAAGAUUGACUUGGGUAUUUGGAUAUUGAGCUAUUUGAAUAGCCAAGGCUGGACCCCAAACACCUCCACAUUGAAGUGCUCACACAGUCAGUGUGCCUCCUACUGCUGAACAUGUGGCCGUCAUCUCUAGCUCAUCCUCUCACAUUUCUGAUUGAAGAACAAACAACUCUCUUUGGUCCCCAAAACCAGAAGCAGGUCAAGUCCUGCUCUGGAUAUGUCCCUUGCUCACCCUCCUUCUCUGUCUCUCUCUUUCUCUUUUUCUUUUAACAGAGAAACUAAUGACUAAGACUAAUGCUGUAGCACAGGGCACAGCCAAGCCCCCUCAAAAUUAGAAAAUGUGUCCUUAAUUUUCUCCAGACCUCCAAAGAGAGAAGAAAUGACUGUCUCAGUGAUUCUCCUUCAUUCCAGGUUGUUCAAAGGCAACAAAUAUUUGACAAAUCCACACUUAAGGCUAAGGUGUGAAGCAGCUUGGUAAUUUAGCAUCUUCUUCUACAGUUCUGCCUCAAUCUUUAAAAGAUUGUGCACAACAAAAAAUGAUAGAGGCUGAGAAUUAAAGCUGCAGUUGUACAUUUUUGUAUUGUCAGUGGAGCCAGCAAUAGAAGUACUGAAAAGCAUAUUGAAAAAGCAUAUUGAAAAUCUCAUAUUAAAAUGCAACUUCCCACACCAUUUUUAGCUUUUUUCCCUGUCCACCUGUAGUCGGCAGGUAAUAACACAAUGGUGUCACUCAGUGCCUCUGGGCAGCAUCCCUUCCAGCCCUGAUGCCACAGAUGCAUCUCUCGGCUGUGGAAACGCUCCAUCUAGUGGCUGAAUUUGUGCAGCAAGUGAUGAGCGAGCAUGGAGGAGCACGGAGCGAAAGUCGCUCGGUAGUAGAAAGAGUAGGGAACUGGAGGGAAGCAUUUCUUCUCUUCUUCCCAUCACUUGAGGGACUGCGCACUAUCCAGAAGGAUCACAUCUCCUGUCACUGUUUCUGACUUGCCCCUAACUGCCUCCAUUGCUUGUAUUCUGCCGAGCUGCAAGUGCAAGAACAGUUUUGCAGAACGGUGUGAUCCUCACUUGACAAGCAGCAUGACAGCAGGCUUCUGGAGUGUGUGCGAUGCAGAAUACUGCUGUCAGGUAUGAUGUUUUCAGUGGUGGCAAGUGAAUAUGGAUGUCCCAAAUGGGAUACAGUCACCUAUACCAAUAAAAAGGCUCCAAACUACAGAACUGGUGUGCAGAAACCAGCCUGUGGGUGAAUGCAGACAAAGCAGGCUACUUUUAACAUGAAGAAGUACAGUAAUAUCCCACAGACCUCACAGCAUUCUGGCCUGCCCCCCAGCAAUUAUUGCAGCAGUCCUUCUGGCCCUUGCAGAGCAGUGAGAGAAUUUUGACACAGCUGAGAUGCAAACCAAAGAGAAAGUGAGUGCUUCCUGUCACUGUGCUCCCCAGAGCUUCUGGAAAUAAAGAAAUAAAACUGUUGGAUGCUGCAGAGCCAGUCCAUCCUUGUCAGGAAACAACCACAUUUAGUUAAGCUACAUCACCAGAGUGAACUACAAAUAGGAUUUGUGCAGACACAGUGGGCUGUGAGCACACAGCUCUGGCUUGCUAGUUCUGGCUACUGAGAUCUUUAAUUCUUUUAAAGAAUGGGAACGAUGUGGGCAGCAGUGAUCCAAGAGUCCAGAUGGGGUCCCACUGAAUGUGUCUCAACUCUAAAUACCUCCAGACUGAAGGAAAUUAUCGCAGAAGAACGGAAAAUCCCAAAAGGCAUCUUCUUUAUUAACUCAUUCAAAUUAUACCCCUCAUGUAACAAGAAAGUCUGUACCAUUGCCAUGUCAUACGGAUUCCUUAAUAAAACUGUUUUCCUUUGUAUACGGGCUAUUUAUUUGUACCACUCAGUCAUAUUUGUGUGUCAAGAAGAUGAAAAUAAUAAAACCAUACCAACUACUGA